Pseudophryne corroboree (corroboree frog) is the source of this 4640-nucleotide messenger RNA. RefSeq names its product cleavage and polyadenylation specific factor 2 (gene CPSF2). Gene Ontology annotation, biological process: mRNA 3'-end processing by stem-loop binding and cleavage. The transcript has 15 exons. The coding region runs from base 148 to 2499 and encodes 783 amino acids. Lineage: Eukaryota; Metazoa; Chordata; Amphibia; Anura; Myobatrachidae. The record is from RefSeq and is a predicted model, not a curated record. Gene Ontology annotation, molecular function: RNA binding. Gene Ontology annotation, cellular component: mRNA cleavage and polyadenylation specificity factor complex.
GUAGUGCGCAGGCGGGAGCCGGGCAGUUGGGCCGCAGAGAGCGCUGUUAGCCGGUACAUGGGGUGAGGGCGCUCCGUGCCCGGGGAUAGUCUCCGCGUCUCUCUGGCUGAUGAUAUAAGGCAGGUGGGCGCCACAGGACUUGUGAGGAUGACGUCCAUCAUUAAGCUGACCACGCUGUCCGGAGCGCAGGAGGAGUCCGCUCUCUGUUACCUGCUGCAGGUGGAUGAGUUCCGCUUUCUCUUGGAUUGUGGAUGGGAUGAGAAUUUCUCCAUGGAUAUAAUUGAAUCCAUUAAAAAAUAUGUGAAUCAGAUAGAUGCUGUCCUCCUCUCACACCCCGAUCCCCUGCACCUGGGAGCUCUCCCCUAUGCCGUGGGGAAGAUGGGAUUAAACUGUGCGAUUUACGCCACUAUCCCGGUGUACAAGAUGGGGCAGAUGUUCAUGUAUGAUUUGUAUCAGUCUAGGCACAAUACAGAGGAUUUCAACUUAUACACACUGGAUGAUGUGGAUUCUGCAUUUGAUAAAAUACAGCAGCUGAAAUUCUCCCAAAUUGUACAUUUGAAAGGGAAAGGUCAUGGCUUGUCCAUCACUCCGUUACCGGCUGGUCACAUGAUUGGAGGUACCAUAUGGAAAAUCGUAAAGGACGGAGAGGAGGAGAUUGUUUACGCAGUGGAUUUCAAUCACAAGCGGGAAAUACAUUUAAAUGGCUGUUCUUUGGAGAUGAUCAGCCGACCUUCCUUACUCAUCACAGAUUGCUUUAAUGCUACAUACCUGCAGCCCAGGAGAAAACAGAGAGACGAGCAACUGCUGACCAAUGUCCUGGAGACCCUGCGUGGUGACGGGAAUGUGUUAAUCGCUGUGGACACUGCUGGGAGGGUGUUGGAGCUAGCCCAGCUCCUUGACCAGAUUUGGAGAACCAAAGAUGCUGGGCUUGGGGUGUACUCCUUGGCCCUGCUAAAUAACGUCAGCUACAACGUGGUAGAGUUCUCGAAGUCCCAGGUGGAGUGGAUGAGCGACAAGCUCAUGAGAUGUUUCGAAGACAAGAGGAACAACCCAUUUCAGUUCCGUCACCUCACCUUGUGCCAUGGUUUUGCUGACCUCUCUCGUGUCCCCAGCCCAAAAGUGGUUCUGGCCAGCCAACCUGACCUGGAGUGUGGUUUCUCCAGGGAGCUCUUCAUCCAGUGGUGUCAAGAUCCCAAAAAUUCUGUCAUACUCACCUACAGGACCACCCCAGGAACCCUCACCCGCUACCUAAUUGAUAACCCCACAGAGCGAGUCAUAGAUAUGGAGCUUAGGAAACGCGUAAAACUGGAAGGAAAGGAACUUGAAGAAUAUCUGGAGAAAGAAAAACUCAAAAAAGAGGCAGCAAAAAAACUGGAACAGUCCAAAGAGGCAGAUAUCGAUUCCAGUGACGAGAGUGAUGUGGAGGAAGACAUCGACCAGCCCAUAUCCCACAAGACCAAACAUGACCUGAUGAUGAAGAACGAAGGCAACAGAAAAGGAAGUUUCUUCAAACAGGCCAAAAAGUCGUAUCCCAUGUUCCCGGCCCCAGAAGAGCGCGUCAAAUGGGAUGAAUAUGGUGAAAUAAUAAAGCCUGAAGACUUCCUGGUGCCGGAGCUUCAAGCGACAGAGGAGGAAAAGAACAAGUUGGAAUCUGGCAUGACAAAUGGGGAGGAACCAAUGGACCAAGAUUUAUCUGAUGUUCCCACUAAAUGUAUUUCGGUAACGGAGCCAAUGGAGAUCAAGGCAAGGGUCACUUACAUCGACUACGAGGGGCGGUCAGACGGAGAUUCCAUCAAGAAGAUCAUUAACCAGAUGAAGCCCCGUCAGCUGAUCAUUGUACAUGGGCCGCCUGACGCCAGCCUGGAUCUUGCAGAGGCCUGCAGGGCUUUUGGGGGCAAAGAUAUUAAAGUUUACACCCCAAAACUUCAUGAGACCGUGGAUGCAACAAGUGAAACUCACAUUUACCAGGUCAGAUUGAAAGACUCCCUCGUCAGUUCCCUGAAGUUCUGCAAAGCUAAAGACACUGAGCUGGCUUGGAUAGAUGGAGUGUUGGACAUGCGUGUAUCAAAGGUGGACACAGGGGUCAUCCUGGAGGAAGGGGAAUUGAAGGACGACGGAGACGACUCUGAAAUGCAAGUGGACACUCCAGCUGUCGACGCCAGCACCAUCGCUCAGCAAAAAGUCAUCAAAAGCCUGUUCGGCGAUGAUGACAAGGAGUUUUCAGAAGAAAGCGAAGUCAUUCCUACACUCGAACCAUUGGCAAGCAAUGAGAUUCUCGGACAUCAGUCGGUGUUUAUGAAUGAGCCAAGAUUGUCUGACUUCAAGCAAGUCCUUCUGCGGGAGGGCAUCCAGGCAGAGUUUGUCGGGGGCGUCCUUGUCUGUAACAACGUGGUAGCUGUCCGCAGGACGGAGACGGGACGGAUCGGUUUAGAGGGCUGCCUCUGUAAGGACUUCUUUAAAAUAAGAGAACUUUUAUAUGCACAGUAUGCUAUAGUGUGAGCAGCGUUAACUGGAAGACCCCCCUUUGUGUACCUUGGAGACCUCCCGUGACAAGCGGCAUUGUGACUUUCUUUGUCUCCCGGCAGAAAUAUUUUUAUAAUGUACUUUUUGUUUUGGGAAACUGGUGAAUUUGUAUCCCUUUUUUGUUUUGUUUAUUUUUUAUUCCAUUGUUCUGGAUUCUGUAUUCCCAAAAAGAAUUGCAUUUAAUGGGUUUAUACGUUCAAACCCAAAGUAUAUAUAUAUAUUUUUUCCUCCCAGUGCUCCUAGAGGGUAACCCCAGUAGCCGCAAAAGCUCAAGUUUCAUAGAGCCGGCUAGCGUGUAAUCGUAUGUGCUGACCAGGAGGAAGCCAUGUUAUACCGGAGCUUGAGUUAUAUCGCGCUACGUCAUGUCACUCUGGAACCUGUUUUGUCGGCAGCAGCUCUCCUGCAGUUAAUGCAGACGUUUCUUAGUCUUGGUUUUCCAGCUGGUCUAUGGAUCAUUUACAGUAAAGAUACAGGAGAAAACCUCAGAGAGAUUUAUUAUGAAACAAUAAUGUAAAUAUGUUGCACGGUUCUUGUUACUAAUUUGGUUUUAAUAAAAAAAAAAAAAAUCUGUUUAAAACUUCCUCUUCUAACCUCACCUCCGCAUGUAUAUCCGUGUGUUACUGUGUGAUUAAUCCAGUGGGCUUCUGAUAAAUUCCAGCCAUGCCGACACACGUCCAGAGCUCGACAGCCAAUGCGUUGUCUCCCCAAAUUCGGAAGAGGCACCCAAAGAUUGUUUUAGGGGAAGGAUAGCUUACGUAAUGUGUGAAGCUGUAACAUUCAACUUUAAUACUGGAUUUUUUUUAUUAUUAUUUUUUUUUUAAGGACCAAUGAACUUUCCCGACGUCUUAUUUUAUGUAGACUGUUUGGUCCUCUUAUUCUGUUAUGGUACAUAGGCUAUAGCUACAAGUUUACAUUGCAGCGGUGGAAAAAAAUACUAGGAAUUUAGGGGGUAAUUCAGACCUGAUCAUAGCACCAAAUGUGUUAGCUAAUGGGCAAAGCCAUGUGCAGUGCAGGUGGGGCAGAUGUAACAUGUGCAGAGAGAGUUAGAUUUGGGUGGGGUGUGUUCAAACUGAAAUCUAAAUUGCAGUGUACAAAUAAAGCAGCCGGUAUUUACCCUGCACAGAAACAAAAUAACCCACCCAAAUCUAACUCUCUGCACAUGUUACAUCUGCCCCCCCUGCAGUGCACAUGGCUUUUCCCAACUGCUAACAAAUUUGCAGUUACGAUCAACUCUGAAUUACCCCCUUAAUUAGACGUUGAACAGUUUCAUGUUACCGUUCUUUGAUAGUUGCAAAUUUUCUCAUAAACAUCCAUUUUAUUUCUAACAAAGCAGAUGUUCCUAAUGAGGGUCAGUGCUCGAUAACAAAAUAUAUUGGUUUAGAUUUGUGACGUGCUUAUUCUAAGAAGAUGGAAAAAAGUUCUGCGGGCGUAUUCUGUAUUUUGUUUCCUGUGACGGGUACCCCAGCGUUAUUGUUUGAUAACACUGGACAGGCUACAGCGCUGUGAUCCGGGCUCCACGCAGCGCUGUGAUCCGGGCUCCACGCAGCGCUGUGAUCCGGGCUCCACGCAGCGCUGUGAUCCGGGCUCCACGCAGCGCUGUGAUCCAGGCUACACACAAGUAAUUUGUUUAAAUGUGUGGAAUUAAAUAUAGUAGGACUGAACAAAUAACCUAAGGAGGAGAUGAUCCUAACGUAAUGUUACAAGCGUAUAUUUUUUGCCGUGUAACAUUACUUGCGAUAACUAAUUUGAAAGUACUGUUGUAUUUAAUCCUAUUUUGAACGUGUCCUUGGAUUGGUUGUGCUGGUACUUGUAGUACCACCACAGCUCGAGAACGAGGUGAUGCAAAAGUCUGCAUACAGCAUAAGAUCAGAUUUUUCUCGUGUAUUUUUAUCCUCGUCUUAUGUUUGAUUUGGAUGGAACACGAUUCAUACAGCACCUCUGUUAUUUGAGGUGUUAGGAAUGUUGCUUCUGUUUGAUGUCAGUACAGUAUGAGACUGCAUUAAUCACUUUUCAGGGAAUCGUAUUAGCCAAAAUAUGACUUUUUUGUGUUUGGAAUGUUUUUCUCUCUCCCCCCCCCUGAAUUGUACAAUAAAGAUUACAGAAACCUGUCUUUGAAA